UUAUAGAGAACACACCAAGACUCUCUUCUUCCUCUCUAAUUCUUCCUCAAAAAGGGCAUCUUCAAGGUGGGUUCGAAUGGCCGCCACCACCACCGCGGCCACGGCGGCCGGAGUCAAUCUCCGGCGCCACAAAAAAGUCGUGGUAAUAAUGGGCCCGACAGGGUGCGGGAAGUCUAAGCUCGCCGUCGAAUUGGCUUCCAGAUUCUUCCCCUCGUCGGAAAUCAUUAAUUCCGACAAAAUCCAGGUGUACCGUGGCCUCGACAUCACCACCAACAAAAUACCCUUGUCUGAACGCAAGAACGUCCCCCACCAUCUCCUCGGCGAGUUCGACUCGCAACCCGAGUUCACUCCGGCCGAUUUCCGGUCGUCGGCGGCGUUUGCCAUUUCCGACAUCCUUUCGCAGGGGAGAGUGCCGUUCGUUGUCGGAGGAUCCAACUCGUUCAUCUACGCGCUCCUCGUCAAGAAAUUCGAUCCGACGGUCGACGUUUUCGACGAGCCGUCGGCAUUCUGCAACGAGCUCAGAUACAAAUGCUGCUUCAUAUGGGUCGACGUCUCCCCGCCGGAGCUGAAUCGGUAUUUGGUGGAACGCGUCGACGACAUGCUCGAAUCGGGCAUGUUCGAGGAGUUAGCUGAUUAUUUCUCCGACACGAAGGUCCCGUCGAAACGCUCCGGUCUGAAUCGGGCCAUUGGAGUGCCGGAGUUCGAGAAGUACUUUAACAGAUUUCCUAACCGGAGCAUUAUUAUUCCGGCGGAUGACGUGGCAAGGCGGGAGGCGUACGAGGAGGCAGUCAGGUCCAUCGAGGACAACACGUGUCGGCUAGCGAAGCGUCAGCUGUGGAAGAUCCAACGGCUGAGAGACGCCGCCGGGUGGGACUUGAAUAGAGUUGACGCCACGGCGGCGAUGGGCGGAGAUUCGUCGUCGGAAAUAUGGGAAAGAGAGGUUGUGGAACCGAGCGUGAAGAUUGUGAAGAGGUUCUUGAUGGAGUAGGUUUUCCAGCAAAUUCCAGCUCUUAUUCA
Molecule: messenger RNA, 1017 nt
Organism: Andrographis paniculata
Lineage: Eukaryota; Viridiplantae; Streptophyta; Magnoliopsida; Lamiales; Acanthaceae
Product: adenylate isopentenyltransferase-like
Exons: 1
Coding region: 77-988 (303 amino acids)
Biological process (GO): tRNA modification; cytokinin biosynthetic process
Cellular component (GO): mitochondrion
Molecular function (GO): tRNA dimethylallyltransferase activity; AMP dimethylallyltransferase activity
Source: RefSeq, a predicted model, not a curated record